Molecule: messenger RNA, 1152 nt
Organism: Mesorhabditis belari
Lineage: Eukaryota; Metazoa; Nematoda; Chromadorea; Rhabditida; Rhabditidae
Source: the annotation of a GenBank genome assembly
AUGGAGGAAACUUUUGAUGUGAUUGUUGUUGGAGCUGGGAUCAUUGGCACUUGCACAGCCUAUCAUUGUCAGAAGAUUGGAUUAAAGACAUUAUUGUUAGAAAAGUUCCAACUAGGUCAUUGGAAUGGGAGUUCUCAUGGAAAAUCUCGAAUCACUCGAUAUGCACACACAGAUGCGCCUUACAUUCCCAUUGUUGAUGAUGCAUUUAAACAAAUUGAUGAUUUGGAAAGAAAACGAGGAGAAAAACUGUGGAAAAAAACAGGAUUGAUGUGGUUUGGAAGUCCGAAAGAAAUCGAGAAUAUCUCUGAUCAUUUGGUGAAGGCAAAUCUUGCUCAUGAUGUCCUAGAUAGUAAUCAGAUGAAAGCGAAAUUCUCUCAAUUUGACUAUGAUCAUUCAUGGAAAGCUCUCUUUGAUCCAAUGGGUGGAGUGAUUUUCGUCGAAAAGUGGCACGAAGCGUUUCAGGAUGAAUUCAAAAAACUUGGUGGUUUAAUUUUGGAGAAUCAAGCGGUUAGCGAUUUCUCGGAGAGUAAUGGAGUGACAAGUGUUCGAACAACGACAAGAGUUUUUCACUCAAAGAAGCUUAUUUUCACUGUUGGCACUUGGCUACAAAGUAUGAUUCCGGAGAUCACUCAAAUGGCUCAAGUUCGACCAGAAAGAAUGGCUGUUACUUAUUGGAGACCAAAGGACAUAAAAGAUGUGCCAAAGUUUACGAUGGAUCAAUUCCCCGUAUUCAUCGUUCACAAUGCUGAGACUGGAGAUGAUGGAUAUGGAUUGCCGUGUAGAGAUUAUCCUGACGCAAUUAAGUUCUGUGACCACUAUGGAGAACCAUUCAAUGUUUGGGAUGGAGAAAAGCCACCAAGUCCGAAGAAUGUCAGCAAUCCUGGAGAGCAUCUCGAAAAACAUAUUCCACUUCUCGAUGGAACAAAACCAGCGUAUCUCGAUCGAUGUAAAUAUACGAUGUCAAUUGAUAAGCAUUAUGUGAUUGAUUUUCAUCCAACGAAUCGAAACGUUUUGAUUGGUGGAUGUAUGUCGGGUAGUGGGUUUAAGGUAGCUCCAGGGAUCGGUCGAGUUCUCGCUCACAUGGCAGCGGGAAAAGAGCUCCCCUAUGACAUGUCAUUCUUCAGUUUGAAGAGAUUCGAGAAAUCUCAUCUU